This is a messenger RNA of Salarias fasciatus (jewelled blenny), 5639 nucleotides long. It is a transcript of the gene sox5, whose product is annotated as SRY-box transcription factor 5. Lineage: Eukaryota; Metazoa; Chordata; Actinopteri; Blenniiformes; Blenniidae. Gene Ontology annotation, molecular function: RNA polymerase II cis-regulatory region sequence-specific DNA binding; DNA-binding transcription factor activity, RNA polymerase II-specific. Gene Ontology annotation, cellular component: nucleus. The coding region runs from base 161 to 2527 and encodes 788 amino acids. The transcript has 15 exons. The record is from RefSeq and is a predicted model, not a curated record. Gene Ontology annotation, biological process: cell fate commitment; positive regulation of chondrocyte differentiation; regulation of transcription by RNA polymerase II.
CUGAAAGUGUGUGAGUAGAGAGAGAGAGAGAGAGAGAGAGAGAGGGAGGGAGAGAGAGAGAGAAAAUCAGCAGUGUGUGUGAGAGGUUGAAGGAUCACUUCUAUCCCGUCUUGUUUUGGGGAGACUAACCUUGUUCAUCUGAGCAUUGUGGGACUGUUUUAUGUUGUUGUUGUCGAGAGAGACGGACCCGUACUCCAGCAUGCUCACUGAGCCUGAGCUACCUCAGGAGUGUAACAGGAUGUCUUCCAAGCGACCAGCCUCUCCAUAUGGGGGGACAGAUGGAGAGGUAACCAUGGCAACCAGCAGACAGCGAGUGGAGGAUGAGGAGAGUGAGGGACUGGGCGGUGUCAUCCACCUCCCCCUGUCGUCCUACUGCGGCAAGGUGUCCCCUCGCUCGCCCCCCAACCGCAACUUGGACAGCCCCCCCAACACGGAGCAGGACGGCACUAAGGGGAGCUCACUGAGCCCUUACCCUCAGCACAAUGCUACCUCACCAGGCAAGGAGGAAGGCGGAGGAGGGGGGCGGGCCUGCAGCGACGGGGGCUCCACCACGGGCGCCCUGGGCACCCCCGAGAGGCGCAAGGGCAGCCUGGCAGACGUCGUGGACACACUGAAGCAGCGCAAGAUGGAGGAGCUGAUCAAAAACGAGCCAGAAGAGGCCCCCAGCAUUGAGAGGCUGUUGUCAAAGGACUGGAAGGAUAAACUUUUGGCCAUGGGCUCAGGGCACAUCGGAGAAAUUAAAGGUACCCCAGACAGCCUGGCGGAGAAAGAGCGCCAGCUCAUGGGCAUGAUCGGCCAGCUGAGCAGCCUGAGGGAGCAGCUCCUGGCGGCCCACGAGGAGCAGAAGAAGCUGGCCGCCUCGCAGAUGGAGAAGCAGAGGCAGCAGAUGGAGCUGGCCAAGCAGCAGCAGGACCAGAUUGCCCGGCAACAGCAGCAGCUUCUGCAGCAGCAACACAAAAUCAACCUCCUGCAGCAACAAAUCCAGCAGGUCCAGGGCCAGCUCCCUCCCCUGAUGAUUCCCGUCUUUCCCCCGGACCAGCGGACUCUGGCAGCGGCCGCAGCCCAGCAGGGAUUCCUGAUGCCCCCUGGCUUCAACUACAAGCCUGGCUGCAGUGACCCCUACCCUCUUCAGCUCAUCCCCACAACAAUGGCUGCUGCGGCCGCCGCCACACCGGGCCUGGGACCCCUACAGCUCCAGCAGUUGUACGCCGCCCAGCUGGCGGCCAUGCAGGUGUCCCCGGGGGCCAAGCAGCACGGAGGCAGCCUCCCACCUCAAGCCAACCUGGGCACACACUCCCCACCCACCAACACACACUCGCAGAGCGACAAGGGCCGCAGCUCCCCGCCGCCAAGCAAGACCAAGGACAGUGAGGGUGCACAGCCACUGAACCUGUCGGCCAAGCCUAAGGCAUCCGAGAGCAAGUCACCCAACUCCCCCCCAACUUCCCCACAGGUCCCUGCUGCUGCUGCCGCCACCAAGCUGGGCCCUGCCGGCUCCAUGAAGCACAGCGUUGCCCCCUCCAGCAUUGGUGGACCACCGGCGAGAGUCAGCUCAAUAGCAGACUUGUUGUCGUCACUGUCCUCAACCGCCUACCUGAACGACCACGAGGCCGUGACCAAGGCCUUCGCCGAGGCCCGGCAGAUGAAGGAGCAGCUGAAGAGAGAGCAGCAGGUCCUGGACGCCAAGGUGGCCGCCGUCAGCAACCUCAGCCUCAACAACGGACGCUCAGACAAGGACAAAGCUGCCUUGGAGAGUCUGAGUCAACAGCUGAAGCAGCAGGCGGAGGACAAGUUCAGCCACGCCAUGCUGGACUUCACCAUGAGCGGGGAGUCUGACGGCUCCCCCAGCGUGUCCGACUCCAGAAUAUUCCGCGAGGCUCGAGGUCGGAGCAGCAGCGAGCCGCACAUCAAACGGCCGAUGAACGCCUUCAUGGUGUGGGCCAAGGACGAGCGGCGGAAGAUCCUGCAGGCCUUCCCCGACAUGCACAACUCCAACAUCAGCAAGAUCCUCGGCUCGCGCUGGAAAGCCAUGACCAACCUGGAGAAGCAGCCGUACUACGAGGAGCAGGCGCGCCUCAGCAAGCAGCACCUGGAAAAGUACCCCGACUACAAGUACAAGCCGCGGCCCAAACGCACCUGCCUGGUGGACGGCAAGAAGCUGCGCAUUGGCGAGUACAAAGCCAUCAUGAGGUCCCGCAGGCAGGAGAUGAGACAAUACUUCAGUGUGGGGCAGCAAGGCCAGCUCCCCUUGUCCUCGGCAGGCGUGGUUUACCCCGGCGCCCUCUCCAUGGCCGGAAUGCCCUCCCCCCAGAUGCCCUCCGAGCACUCGAGCAUGUCCAGCAGCCCCGAGCCCAACGCCAACCACCACCCGAACCCCCAUGUGACCGGCCUGAAGGGCGACGAGCCCCGCAUCAAGGAGGAGGAGCUGCGGCUAGACGACAGCAACGGCGACGUGUACGACGACUUCGACUACGAGGACGAGGAGGCGGACUACGCCAGCGACAACGAGAACCACAUCACCCAAUAGGGCGGCCUCGCCGCCCGCCCAGCUGGUUAAAUGUCACACACACAGGAAAAACAAAAAAACUAUUAAAAACAAAACAAAACAAAAAAAAAACCCAAACCCAACCAAUCAGGAAGAAAACUCUCUUUUGCCAAUCACCUUGAGAAACAAUUUCACCAGAACGAAAAGCCACCGACUUCCCCCGUUCCUCUUUAACUAACAUGGACUCUUUUUAAUAGAGCCAGCUGCCCCCCCCCCCCCCCCCCCCCCCCCUUCCCCUCCCCCCCUCCCUGAGUCCUGAUACCAGCAUCUGAUCAAUCAACUGAAGCACAGGACCCGUCACUCACACUGACUGUUACACAGAGCUGGUGUCCGCGGGGCCCGAAGACGACCGCCGAGCCCGGGGGAAAACGUUCCAGUACUACUGCGAGAGUCUCGAGCGCGACGCCACGAGUGAGGAGAACUGCCGACUGCUCUCAGAAAGCAACCUUUCAAGUCCUGUUUGUAGAAAAAUUUAAAAAAAAAAGGAGAACUUUUAACAAGUGGACCUGUCAAAGGCGAACAGACGACACUUUAAAGAUGGCGGACCUGUUUAUUAUCAAGAGACACUUUUAAAAAAAAAAAAAAAAAAAACAGCUUUUUUUGUUCUUUGGUUCUAUAAUAUUCUCACUCAGGUACACGGUGCCAAUAAGUGGCUUGUGAAUGUGAUUUGUUGUUUUUGUGCUACAAGUUUGAAUAAUAAUAGAAAAAAGAGACAUUUCUUUUUUUCCCCCCCACCCUUUUGUUGUAAAGCACCUGAAAGACAUCAGACGUUUAUUUUUAACAAAAAGAUAUGUUUUCUUCUUGGGCCUGGCAGUGUUGCUGCCAGCGGUUCCCCCCGCCCCCCCCUCCCCUCCCUCUGUGUUUUGGUGACAGCCCGCCGUCCCUUCCUCCCCCUGUUCUGGGAUCCAAACGGGACAGUCCAGCCAGGACUGACCAGCACAGCGUGGACUGUCCCACUCUGAGCGGAUUCUCAGGGUGUGUGUGUGUGUGUGUGUGUGUGUGUGUGUGUGUGUGUGUGUGUGUGUGUGUUGGGGGGUGUAAGUGCGGGAGUCUCUCUGGCAUCGAGGAGCAGAAACAAAAGCACUGUGUUUGUGAGACAAUCCAGCAGUUUCCUUCUCGCUCCGUCCCUCUCAUCUCGAUCUCGUCCAGGGCAAAACAUCAGUACGACUUAUCGCUGUGUGUGUGCGUGCAUGUGUGUGUGUGUGUGUGUGUGUGUGUGUGUGUGUGUGUGUGUGUGUGUGUCGGAGCGUGUGUCAAGUGUGCUCAUUUACAGGACAAACACUCUUCCCCUUGAAGAAAACAAGCGACGCAUACACACAAACAGGCAACUCUUGCUGCUGCUGUUAUUUACUGCACACACACACACACACACACACACACUAUUGUUCUGUUUGUCAGUGUUUCCUCGCUCCCCUCCAAUCACGUUCGUCCUGCUGAGACACAGCGGUCGAAGCCGAGGUGAAGUCAGCCAGUCAGUGUUUCUGUUUGUAUUUGAAUUCUGUAUUUUAUUAUUUCUCUUCAAACUGCCUCUUAGUCUAAUAAUAUUAUUAACAAUAAUUCUAAGGAUGGUCAACGUUUCCUAAGUUUAGUAAGUUAUGUACAGUAUAAUUUAUUUUUCUCCUCUUUAUUGGGUUUUUAUGACCAUAUGAAACUAUGACAGUCGAUGACGCAUUCUAUUUAGCUGUUAGUUAUUUAGAUCUAAACAAAAAGUUGUCAUUUUACCUUAAUUUUUGUUUCCCCCCCCAGUUGGGGGUUCCCCUUCUUUUUUCAAUGCGUUUGUUUUGUAUUAAUCCCGCGGAGGGACGGGCGGGUGGAGUUGGGACAGCAUCCGGACUCGCCGCCUCGCUCUCCUCCGAGCUGAAGACCUUUCUAUCACGUCCAAACCCAUUUCUAAGAAGCACUCAGCCUCUGCGCAGUCAGAGAAAAAGAAGAACAUGACUUUUUAUUGUUAUUAUAAUUUUAUUUGUAAUGAUUAUCAUAAUGUAUAAUGUGAAGUUUCCUCUCUUUUUCUUUUUUUUUUUUUUUUUUUUUCCUCAUUGGGAAUCGGUUUCGUUUCUUUUUGGAAGCUGUUUUCCGUGAACUGAGAGACCCGUCCCGGUUUACUGGGCCUGGCCGCCUCGCCGCGACACAGCGGAGCACCUUUGGCCCGGAUCCACGCCACACGUACAUGCACAAACACAAUCACGUCCGCACGUCACACAUUUACGACGAAGAGAUUAUCAUGACAAACCAAACCAAUCUGAUGCUGUCCUUUCUGUUUUUCCCUGUACAUAUUUUUUUUUUUUUUUUUGUGAUAGCAGUGAUUUUUUUUUUUUUUUUUUUUAAUGAAUAAUCAUAGGAAAGCAGUGUUUACCGUGAUCUGCCAAGGGUGUGCCGCUGUGCGCGUGAGCCGACCGGGCGCCUCGACAGUAUCUUUACCUUGUCAUCAGGAGCCCUUUGCUUUGUUUGAGCUCCACGCGAUGCUACAGGAGCCAUGACUACUCUUCAGGUGUGCCGUCACGUGGUGAUCCCCACAAUCAUCCCCCGCUAUAGAUGUUCGCUACGCGCCACAUAACCAGCUUCUGGGUCUUAAUUUUGCUGUAUAGUCACCCCCAACCCCCCCUCCCCGUUAUCACACCAUUGUUCAACCCAAUGCUGGAAAGAGGCGGGGGGGGGAGGGGACUAAGUGGAUCGAUCCGUGUUUUUUUAUGAGGGUGGGCGAGGCAUUUAGACAUCAAAUCAUCCCUGCUGGCAAGGUUUGUCCCCCUAUCAAGACAAUGAAAAUGAUGAUAUUAUUUAAGACAAUCAAAGUCAUGAGUGGAGCUCAAAACAAAGUAAGAAUUAUUACAAGUAAACAAAAAAAAAAAAUAUCUUACCAUCUCAACUUGAAAAAUCAAGAAAGAUAAUUAUGUAAAUAUAACAUAGAGUUAUAGAUUUAUAUUUUGUUCAUAACACAGUGUAAUAUAAGUUGUAUAUUUCUUUUUUUCUCUCCCUACUGUCUCUUUUAUUGAUGUUAUCCAUGCCACAGAAAAGCAAGAGUCGCUGUGCUCUCACAAAAAAAAUGAAGAAAAAUAUCAAAGAAAUAAAGAAAAACAGGAAAAAAAAAAAAAAAAAA